This is a messenger RNA of Oxyura jamaicensis (ruddy duck), 2462 nucleotides long. RefSeq names its product fibroblast growth factor 3 (gene FGF3). The record is from RefSeq and is a predicted model, not a curated record. Lineage: Eukaryota; Metazoa; Chordata; Aves; Anseriformes; Anatidae. The transcript has 3 exons. Gene Ontology annotation, molecular function: fibroblast growth factor receptor binding; growth factor activity. The coding region runs from base 1136 to 1810 and encodes 224 amino acids. Gene Ontology annotation, cellular component: cytoplasm. Gene Ontology annotation, biological process: positive regulation of gene expression; positive regulation of protein phosphorylation; fibroblast growth factor receptor signaling pathway.
UUUGCCUCCCUUUAUAUUUAUUUAUAGGUAGCUCCAUCACAUUAUGAAAGCGUAGGCAGUUGUGUGAAGCUACAUGGUAGCGAGUGCAGAUCUGCUACAGCUAAUGAGACUUACCAGGCACCAAAGUUAAGAAAAAGGAUUAGCUCCAGCUUCUUGCAAAUGCAUCCGAGGAUGUAUACGACCACUUUUUGCUUUCCGGCCGGGCCCUACUUUGUCCAAGCUAAUUUGGAAAUGACUGUAUCUCGAAGACCUGCCUAAAUAACGGGUGUUACUUGUAGCCGUGAACUGACCGAUUUAGUAAUAACUGCUUGCUUUCAACACCGGGGGGCAAAGCGGAGGGGGGUGGCAGAGGGUCCCUGACCCCACUAAAACGCUCUCCCACCGUUCCCCGAGCAGCCUGGCGCUGAGCCCCUCUCCGCUGCUCCUGCGUUUAACGUGCGCUUUUCCCGAGGCCGCCUGCUUCGGGCACCGGUAUCCCGGGAUGGGCAGGGGGCGGCGGAGCCCCGCGGGGGAUGCGCGGGGCGGAGGGUGGCGGCCGCAGGCCCCCUCCCACCCCCCCCCGGCGGGGGUGUGAGCGUGGGGGGGUGCGUGCGGCGCGCCGGGGAGAGAUGCUGCGUGUGUGUAAUUUUAUCCACGCUGCACUCUGGGAGUUCACACGAGCCCGAUACCUUUUGCCUCCUCUGCUUUGUAUCAAUUGGUCGCAGAUCGGGCUAUUGUUGCAGGAAGCGGCUUUUAUUUCUAUGCUCUGCAGAUCAGCUAUUUUCCCCGCGGUCUCCUGCCGAAUUUCAGUGGGUCUCUCCCUCUCCCCCCUCCUCCUGCUCCCGGUCUCUCAUGCGUGCCGUCUGGCUAGCUGGAAACCCAAGGAGAAGGCUGAUCGCGGCAGCUCCAUCUAAUACAAACAGCUGGGACUCCUCGGUGGCGUUUGCCGAUGUCUAUUGAUUUAAGUAAAUCUGAGACAGAUAAAAGGGCCGGAGCGAGGCCGAUAGGAACUCGCCGAUGCUUCGCCACUCGGACCGGAGCGCGCUUCGGCAGCCCGGCGCGCCGCUAGCGAGACGUCCCUGAUGGGACCCCCGGUGCCGCUCGCUCCAAGCCUCCGUCGCCCCAGCAGACUGCUCGCCGCGGCCAUCAUGACACAAUGCUGGUAAUUUGGAUCUUGCUCCUGAGCCUGUGGCAGGAGCCGUGCGCCCCGGGCCCGGCCGGAGCCUCCCCCGGCGACCCCCGGCCGCGCCGGGAUGCGGGGGGCCGCGGCGGUGUCUACGAGCACCUGGGGGGAGCGCCCAGGCGCAGGAAGCUCUUCUGUGCCACCAAGUACCACCUGCAGGUCCACCCCAACGGCAAGAUCAACGGCACCCUGGAGAAGAACAGCGUCUUCAGUAUCCUUGAAAUAACAGCUGUUGAUGUUGGGAUCGUUGCCAUCAAGGGCCUGUUCUCUGGCAGAUACCUGGCCAUGAACAAAAGGGGCAGACUUUAUGCGUCGGAGAAUUAUAACACAGAGUGUGAGUUUGUGGAGAGGAUCCAUGAGCUUGGUUACAACACCUACGCAUCCCGUCUGUACCGGACUGUACCUAACGGAGCCAGCACGAAGCGCAAAGCCAGUGCAGAGAGACUCUGGUAUGUCUCAAUCAAUGGGAAAGGACGACCCAGGAGGGGCUUUAAAACUCGCAGGACACAGAAAUCCUCUCUCUUUCUGCCCAGAGUAUUGGAUAACAAAGACCAUGAAAUGGUCCGACUGUUCCACACAAAUACGAGAUAUCGAGAGAGCCUCCUGAAGCCUCCCAGUAAGAACCAGCGAAGAAGGAGAGGACGCUAAUGGGGUGGAGGGAACUUGAGUUGGGAUUGGAAGUGAAUGACAGUCUUCAAAAUACUACUACUAAAAGAAACUAACAGCUGUGAUCGUAUGGUAAACAUUAAUAUGGGAAUCUUUAUAUACUGUAUAAUAUACCUGAAAGUCACACCACUUACUUUUAGCUGUUUUAGAAUUAUUAUCCAUGGUAAAAAAGAUGUGAGAUAAGCUAAGGCACAUUCAAAUGUAAUUUAGUUUGAUAUAAUAAUUCUGUUGAUGGCUUUCACAUUUUUCUUUUCUUAAAAAAAAAAAAAAAAAAAAAAAAAAAAAAAAAACUUAGUAUUUUCACUCUAUCUCACCGUAGGGUACUAUCUCUGAGACUCUGUCCUCCCAGAUCAUAUGAACAUUUUACACUUACCAAUUCUGUGUCUACAGAGAAAGCAUAGCACUUUCAUGGCUCUUUUGGCAGUUGCUUAUAAAAGACUACAUUCCUAUUUGUAUGGAACGCAGGAAUCAGAAAACUGGUUUAUUUUGUAACUAACAUAUAUUUAUUUUUAUUAUAUGAUCAUUUAGUAUCAACUAUUCGUUUUCCAUGACCAUUCAAGAAACCUGCAAUUGUAAGCUACUUUAAACUUUUGAACAGACCUACACAUUACUGCAGAUUUUUGAUUUUGUUUUG